AUGUCUUAUGUGCCCAAGCUUACAAUACCCGAGUCUGCCUUUGAUCCAUCUGGCUAUACCUUGAGAAACACAAGGUCAAAAUCGGGACUUUUAGCAUACCUCGUCAAAUUAGCCAAUGGUGGGUCUCUUGCAUUGAUAGUAUCCUACUUGGUGGGAUUUCUCAUAGUCAAACCAUUAUUGGAGACAUCUAAUAGUCGAAGAUUGGAGUUUCUUGAAUGUAUGAGACUGAACUUGAGAAACAUUUACUUGAAAAUGAUUACAAGAGUGAGCUAUAUCCCCAUCGUUGCAAUUAGAAGAAAUGGGAAAUUACAUGCUGAUGCAAUAAUUCAAACUGACUCACAGCCAGAGACAGGACCUGAUAUUGAAGAUAGAUUGUCUCAAGGUGAACUAUAUCAGAAGAUGGUGAAGAUGUCAUCGUUGCUCAAUACUUAUGUCAAGCAUUGGUCAAUGGAGGAUUUCACAAACUACAAAGGAGUCAAUUUUGCCAUCAAGGAUUUACAGAAUAAAUCAGACUUGGUGUAUUUUGAUGAUCAAGAGUUUUUCACUUUGGAUACUGGGCUAGAAGCUGGGCCCAGUGGAGGAAAGGCUAGAAAAAGGAAUAUUGUUGUUGAUACAAAGAAUGAAAUUAGAAGUAUUAAAGGGUUGUAUAUGAGUGGACAGGUUUAA
Lodderomyces theae is the source of this 666-nucleotide messenger RNA. RefSeq names its product Pex17p (gene PEX17). Lineage: Eukaryota; Fungi; Ascomycota; Pichiomycetes; Serinales; Debaryomycetaceae. The transcript has a single exon. The record is from RefSeq and is a predicted model, not a curated record. Bases 1 to 666 code for a protein of 221 amino acids.